Messenger RNA from Phialemonium atrogriseum, 1590 nucleotides. RefSeq lists its product as uncharacterized. Bases 1 to 1590 code for a protein of 529 amino acids. NCBI's taxonomy places the organism in Eukaryota, Fungi, Ascomycota, Sordariomycetes, Cephalothecales, Cephalothecaceae. The record is from RefSeq and is a predicted model, not a curated record. The transcript is spliced from 2 exons.
AUGCCAUCUACAGCCGCAAAAGAAAAGAAAACGCCCACAUAUACAACAGUGGGUUCGAUCUACAACCCACAGGCUGCUACUCCUCUUCACCCUCCAGCCCGGCGAGGUCGCACUUUUCGAUAUCCACCUCCCUAUCAAUCCCCAACUGGUACUGGUAUUGGCACCGGUCUUGGUCUUCCAAAGUCCCAGUCGGCACUGGCCCUGCAGGAGACAUUGGCGACAGACUUUCCGGUUGGAGGAAAUAGUAUUCAGAAGUAUUCUCCGCUCCAGCAGAAUUACGACCGUGCAGUCAGCCCCAUGCCAGAUCACGACAUGGUGGCCACCCCCUUAGGACUAGGAAUAGAGAUUCCAGGCAUGCGAGAGGGCAAUGCACUCCGUCCGCCCCCGGGAUUCACCACUGCCGGAAAGCUCACCGACACCAACUCUGAGGACAACAAUGACGUGGAUGAGGGGAACACUCUUACAACUCUGUUCAACGUGAAAGGCCUUACCAACUUGGCUUCUUACCCGAACCCGAUGCAAAAGAGGGCUCAGAAAGCACUGGCCAAGGGGCGCAAUUCCAACCUCACUCGUCCCGACACCCCGUCUUCAUUCGCCCAUACUUCUUCAGAUAUUGGAAAGGAGCACUUUAUGGGCGGUAGCUUCAGCAUCCUCUCCACUGGCCCCGGAGCGCCACGGCCCUUGACAGCCGGUCCACCUGGUCAGCGUCAGUACAGGGCAUCAACCUUCGAAGCUACCCUGAAGGCACUGCACAGCAAUAAUCAGACUGGCCAAUUCGGAUCUCAGGUCGAGUCAGCGGAAUACCAGUCAUCUUCUGCCUCGAGCUUUUAUAUACCGCAUUCCGCCACGCAGCCUACAGCUAGCCGCGGCAGGCCGACUACAGGACAGCAAUUCACUCUGGCUGGUGACAGCUCCGCCCUCGAGGAGCAUUUGUCUAUCUCGGAACUCGAAUCCGAACCGUUCGACGAAAUCAAGGUGUCGCGUUGCAAAAUCAUCGAGACACUCACACCAGAUGCCGCCAGAAAAUACUUUCCCAAUGGUCUCCCACCUGACUACUACGGCCGAUACAAGUUUCUUCCCCCCGACUGGCUCGAAGCGUACCCUCUACACCGCCAAAACUCGCGCCCAUGGACAGCCGAACAGUUAGCUCGGCGGCAGACCAAGAUCGACCAAUCCUUCUAUGCGGGUACCGAUAGGCUCGGUAAGAGUAUGGAAGAGGCAUUCCAGGAACUUCGGCGACGACGGUUUGAAGCAACGAUGGGCGUCAUUGGGGAGCAACGAGUGCCAGCCAGGCGUCUCCUCCUCCAAGCGGCUGGCAAGGACGAGAAGGUAACCUACCCGCCGAUGACGGUCGAGGAAGCCAAUGGUCAAGACGAUGCAGCACAUAUCGAGCCUUUUCUGAGCAUGACAUUUGCGACGUUCCUGAGUUAUGCCGAGGAAUACGACAAGGAUGAAAAGGAUAGGGGUUGGCGAAGUGGUUUUGUCACGCCAGACGAACGCCUCAUUGACGACACAGACGAGGGAAACAAGAGCUUCUUCACAGAGUACAAGAAGCCGAAGAAGAAUAGGAGGGCGAGAAGGGGAUACUAG